UGAGGCUGAUUGUCAGGAGGUGAUUAACCUAGCCUGAAACAUCAGGCACAGCUGAGAGCAUUGGGGGAGCAGCUGUCACUUGGUAGAUGACACUGAAACACAGAGAGGCUGUUCUUACUGCUGUUCGAGACUGAAGUGUGGUGUGGACUGACUGCCUAGGAGUCUCUAAACUUCAAGGUGGAAUUAACGAUGCUGCCUGCUGCUCCUGGACCCUUCCAAAUCGAGAGACUCUGAAACCCCGCAGCCCAGUGCUGGGAGCUAGCACAUAGUUACCUUUUCUCCAAAAGAAUGUUUGUGUGACAUGAAAAGAGAGACCACUAAUGCCGAGACACCAACACCUUGUCCUGUCCUCCUUCAGUGGUGGGAGAUACUUCCCUAACCUGCAAGGAGAAAAUUCCUUAGUGCAUCUGUAGCUCUUGCAUCGUGCUUGUGAAACUGGCCACACAAAGGAAAGGCCACUUGGUGUGAUCUAUCAACCAGCAGCAACUCCCCUCUCCCCCAGCCAGCCUGAGAUUUUGCCCCAGGAGUGUCCCUGGCCUCGCCUGGCAUGGAGGACAGUCUCACAAGGCCUUCGAGCCCAGCAGGGCUCUCCUGUUACAUGGCCGUUUCUCAGCUGUUAGGUUUGACUGUGAUUGCCAUGACCGGAGCCUGGAUGGGCCAAUACCGGGGCGGUAUUGCUUGGGAAAGCGCGCUGCAGUUCAACGUCCACCCUCUCUGCAUGGUCAUUGGCAUGGUCUUCCUCCAAGGGGAUGCUCUCCUGGUUUACCGGGUCUUCAGGAACGAGACCAAGCGCUCGGCCAAAAUCCUCCACGGGCUCCUCCACGCCUUCGCGCUGGUCAUCGCCCUUGUGGGUGUGAUAGCCGUGUUCGAUUACCACAGGAAGAAAGGCUUUGCAGACAUGUACAGCCUGCACAGCUGGUGUGGAAUAGCAGCCUUCAGCCUCUACUUCAUCCAGUGGCUCAUGGGCUUCAGCUUCUUCCUGUUUCCUGGAGCAUCCUUCUCGCUCCGCAGCAGAUACAAACCACAGCACGUCUUCUUCGGCGUCUUCCUCCUCGGUCUCUCCAUCGCCACGUGCCUGCUGGGCAUCAAGGAGCUGCUCCUCUUCAGUAUCCAGGCCACCUACAGCUCGUUCGUGCCGGAAGGGAUCCUGGCCAACGUCCUGGGCCUGCUGCUGAUCGGCUUUGGGCUGGUGAUCGGCUACAUCCUGACGCGGGACGAGUGGAAGCGGCCGCCCCUGGCUGAGGAGCUGGCCCUGUCCAUGGAUUUUAAAACCCUCACUAAGGGGGAGAGCCCCAGCAGCAGCCAGUGAUGGCUCCCUGUGCUGUGGGGCUCCCCCCAGAGGCAGGGCUGGGGUGGACUUCAUGGUCGCUGCUCACCCUGCAUGUACUAGCCCCUCCGGUGUCUGUUGCUGGUGUGUUGGUGUUGCUGUGAUCUCUCUGCCAUGUGCUGGUUGUUACGUGUACAGCUGGCGUGAGGGAGGGGGAUCUGCUUUAACCCCCCAUUUGCAGGGGAACUAUGUGCCAGUGCGGUGGCUCCCAGCCCCAUCCCGGUAAUAGGCAUCAUGGUGCUCUGGGACGAGCCAUGUUCUCCCACUGAGCCCUUAUGCCAGCCAUGGCCACUCCCCUGCCACCCAAAUCAUGGGGGAUGGGCUUUGUAUGUGGCAGGCGCAGGGGCAUUCCCAGUUGGCUGAGCUGCUGUGGGGGGAUUGGAUCCCUCGCCCCUCAAGCAGCAGGCAGCAGCAUUUCCAUUUCCCAGCCUGCCUGGCAAGUUAGCGUGAGGCCCACUAACAAAUCUAACUCCAGUGCGGAUGAAGGUCAGGGCCUGGCUCGCUCCUUGGGCUGCCUGCACUGACUUCUCCCUCCUGGAGUUCACGCAGGAUGCCAAGCGGUGUGUUGAACACCGCGCUCCCUGGCAGCCAAACCCCGUUCUCUAGGAGCCUUGUUUUAAACCCUCCCUCACUUGCAUGCAAAGCUUUUUGUGUCUCUCGGGCUGGGGUAUUUUUAAUGAUCACUUGGUAUUUGUGUAGCCCUAACGGGUCUGCAGCCAUGGCCUGAGCAUAUUGCCUUUGCCCCCUGCUGGCAGCAGCACCUAUCUCUGAUCAGUCAGGGUGUGUGUGUGUACAUGUGCUGCUCUCUGCCCUGGGUAAGAUAACCCACCCUGGCCCUUAAACCAGCCUAAACCAUCAGUGUUCUUAGAACUCCUCAUCCCUGGUACCUCUAGUUCCUGACGGGGGCCGCCCUGCCCUGCAGGCUCUCGCUGGCAGCUCCAUUCUGCUGAGAUAAGGCGACGCUCCAGCCAGCUGAUGUUGAGCAGAGUAGAAAUGCAGGUUGGUAAGGUCUACUGACUGGGUGGGCAGUGAAUUUUAACAUUAUAUUCAAGUAAAGGCCUGGUUUCCCCCAGCUCUCACUGCAGGGGGCACAGUCCCUGUCUGCACGAGUGACCCAUGACAGCGGCUUUUCUUUACAUCGAACAUGCAAAACUUUCCCAUCUACCCCUUUGUUUGCUCUUCUCUGUAACAAGAUGCAGGAGUUCAGGUGUUGCCAGGCAUUGCUGGUGCCUAGUGAUACUGCAGCAAAGACCUCACUUCCCUGCAGGGUCUUUGCAUUGAUCACCUGUUAAAUAUUCCCUUCGUGCAUGACUGAUCAGGGACUAGCCCCCCUCCAAUGCAGCUUUGUACAGAGAGCGGGGCAGGCUCUGCUGCCCCUGGCUGAAGGGUGCAUGGGGGCUAGGUUAGCAGACUAACACCCUGUUUCCAUGGGGCUGCUUGAGAGCCUUCUCGCCCUGCUUUCCUCAAGGGGGUUGGGGGGUUGAGCACCCCGCCCCCUGCUGACGGGUAAUAGAGCACACCUGGGUCCCAGGUGGUCCGGGAUGCUGUCGUGCGAUAACAGCUGUACCCUGGCCAACUUGUUUGUAAUCCCAUCUCUUCACUAUACAACACAGGUGUUCAACCUAACGCAUUUCAAAGGGAGACACGGCCCCCUUAGCCAUAGUGCAGCCCCCCCCAGAUGGUCACAGAGCACAGGCUGAAAACCACUCCUGUUUCAGGGGGUCUGCCAAGCGUCAUCCGCAUUAGGGCCCUGGGCAGAAAGCCAAAGUCAUCCCCACAUGACUGAAAGGGAUCGGGUAGGGCCCUGGCUUUUAUAUGCAGAAAAACAGUUGUGGCACAGGUGGGCUCUAGCAGAUAACGGCUGGGCCAGAGCUGUUAAUUAGCAGAUACUGUUUGUAAACCCAGAAAAACUUCAUCAUGUGGCUGCUGAUUCUCUUUGUAAAUAUUUCCCCAGCCUCUGUUCAGUGCAGAUUCUAAUUUUCUGACUUGUUCCCCUAAAGUGACCUGAGCUUGAUAAAGCUUGAGCUGAGGGUUUGCCCCACACCCACCACUGCCUCCCUUUCAAACUCCCCCUGCUGAGCAGAGACUGGCUGGGCCUCUGGAGUGCGGCUGGUUCUGUUUAACUCAGCACUCAAGCUGGGUGCCCAACAAUGACUAGGCCCUGUGAAAACCUCAGCUCCCAUGUUACGUGCUGCAGUGAGAGAGCUCUGGCUGGCGCGUUUCCUAACAGGGCCAGGGCGCCUGCCUGGUUUUUGAAAGACUUGUUCUACUGCAGUCAUCCCUUGUCCCAACUGAGGGCAGAUAGGGGGAGGGAUAGCUCAGUGGUUUGAGCAUUGGCUUGUUAAAUCCAAGGUUGUGAGUUCAACCCUUGAGGGGGUCAAUUAGGGAUCUGGGACAAAAAUCAGUACUUGGUCCUGCUCAUGAAGGCCGGGGGCUGGACUCAAUGACCUUUCAAGGUCCCUUCCAGUUCUAGGAAAUAGGUAUAGCUCCAAUUAUUAUUAUUAAAAACUAUUAUGGCCAGUGUUUGAAAUUCACUCUCUGCUGACUUCAGUGGAGCCAGGAUUUCACCCACUGACUGAUUUUGUCUCUCAGGAGGACCAAUGCAAGUUCCUUUAGUCUGAAAAACAACUGGCCAGCUCCAUAAGGUUGGCUCAGAAAAGUAACACACUGCUAGGGCCGUGUUUCCCUGCCCCGCAGUGCACUCAUCUUUAACGGCCAAAAAAAAAAAAAAAAGCUUGUAUCAAACAGAGGGUGUAAAGUCCCCUGAAAAAAAUGCCUGCCAGCAAUGGGAAUUUGCAGCAGAGUCUCGUACUGCAGAAACCUUUCCUCUGCCAAAUGCAUAGUCCUGAACUGACCCCAAAUGGUGCAGCUAAUGGUUACGUGGGAGAAUAUUUUAUAGGCUGUGUUUUAAAACAAAAUGCUCUUUAAAGCCGUGUCAAAGGAGCCGCAAUCACUGCACUGUGCUGGUGGCUCAUAAAUGCUAGUAAGGAUAAACCACGUUAAUGAAAUGCUGAGCUAAACAGUCUCUGGUUGAACUCUGUUUGCCUGUAUUGUACUGCACCUGAGUCAAUAAAUCCUGGUACCUA
Messenger RNA from Mauremys reevesii (Reeves's turtle), 4413 nucleotides. Its product is annotated as cytochrome b561. The record is from RefSeq and is a predicted model, not a curated record. Gene Ontology annotation, molecular function: oxidoreductase activity. The coding region runs from base 548 to 1309 and encodes 253 amino acids. Lineage: Eukaryota; Metazoa; Chordata; Testudines; Geoemydidae. The transcript is spliced from 7 exons. Gene Ontology annotation, cellular component: lysosomal membrane.